AUGGCAGCCCAAGGAGAACCUCAAGUUCAGUUCAAGCUUGUUCUGGUUGGUGAUGGUGGUACUGGUAAAACAACAUUUGUAAAACGUCAUUUGACUGGUGAAUUCGAGAAAAAAUAUGUAGCCACACUUGGUGUUGAAGUCCACCCUUUGGUUUUCCAUACCAAUAGAGGUCCUAUUAAAUUCAAUGUAUGGGAUACUGCUGGUCAAGAAAAGUUUGGUGGUUUGCGAGAUGGAUAUUACAUCCAGGCUCAGUGUGCCAUUAUCAUGUUUGACGUAACAUCAAGAGUCACAUACAAGAAUGUACCCAAUUGGCAUAGAGAUCUUGUAAGAGUAUGUGAAAAUAUCCCCAUAGUCUUGUGUGGCAACAAAGUGGACAUUAAGGACAGAAAAGUCAAAGCAAAAUCAAUCGUAUUUCAUAGGAAGAAGAAUCUUCAGUACUAUGAUAUCUCUGCGAAGAGUAACUACAACUUUGAAAAGCCCUUCCUUUGGCUUGCCAGAAAACUGAUAGGGGAUCCCAAUCUUGAGUUUGUAGCCAUGCCUGCUCUUGCACCACCUGAAGUGGUUAUGGAUCCCACAUUGGCUGCACAAUAUGAGGUUGAUCUACAGGUUGCCCAGACCACAGCACUGCCAGAUGAAGAUGAUGAUCUGUGA
This is a messenger RNA of Staurois parvus, 651 nucleotides long. NCBI's taxonomy places the organism in Eukaryota, Metazoa, Chordata, Amphibia, Anura, Ranidae. The record is from the annotation of a GenBank genome assembly.